AUGGCGCUCCCACCGAUAAAGAGGAAGCUGCAUGCCAUGUUCACCAAGAUGGCCUCUGGUUCAGGCAGCCACCCAGUGGAGGAGGAUUGUGAUGUCCUGGAUGAUUCCCGGACCAACAGCUCUGGUGCCACAUCCCCCAGUGCAGGUGUUUGCUAA
Molecule: messenger RNA, 156 nt
Organism: Pelobates cultripes (western spadefoot toad)
Lineage: Eukaryota; Metazoa; Chordata; Amphibia; Anura; Pelobatidae
Source: the annotation of a GenBank genome assembly